ACAAAAAGUGAUAUAGAAACUUGUAAGUACGAGUUAAUAAACCAAUUUAUAAUCAUAGCUGUAGCAAUGGCAUCCCCAAUUGAAAUGGAGACCGAUGUAACUCCAAGCUCGGCCAUCAUGCCUCUCAACAGCGCCCCGAACGAAGUUUUGGCCGCAGAAUCUCAGAAUAAGUCCAGUGCCAGGGACGAUUAUUGUGGUCCCUUCUGCUUUGAAAUUGAUGCUCACGAGGAUCUGCUGAAGGACAAAGUUCGCACGGAAGCAUACCAAGCCGCUAUAUAUCAAAAUAGGCAUCUGUUUGAAGGCAAGAUUGUGUUAGAUAUUGGCUGUGGCACCGGCAUACUGUCAAUGUUUGCUGCAGAGGCCGGUGCGGCAAAAGUAAUUGCCGUGGACAUGGCCAAAAUGGUUCACAUGACAAAACAAAUUGUAGAAAAUAACAAUUUUCAGGAUAUAAUAACGGUCAUUAAAGGAAAAAUCGAGAAUAUUGAACUGCCCGCUGGCAUUCAAAGUGUAGACAUAAUAGUGUCCGAAUGGAUGGGGUUCGGCCUUUUUCACGAGUCGUCCGUGCUUGCCUCUGUGCUGUAUGCACGAGACAAGUGGCUAAAGCCCAACGGAAUCAUUUUCCCAGACAGAUGCACGCUCUAUAUUGCUGCAAUCGAGGAACGCACUUCCAAGGAAAGUAGGAUCGACUUCUGGGAAAAUGUUUACGGCUUCACAAUGAGCUGCAUGCGCAAAUUUGCACUGAAAGAGCCGGACUUUGAUUGUGUUGACCCCAAGCAAGUGGUGUCCACCGACUGCUUGAUCAAAGAAGUAGACCUGUACACGGCGCAGAAGGCCGAUCUCAUCUUUUCGGCCAAGUUCAAUCUAAGCAUCAACCGAAAUGACUAUGUGCAUGCGCUAAUUACGUACUUCAAUGUCGAAUUUACCAAGUGCCGGCAGCGCGUUGGCUUCAGCACAUCGCCCUUUUCGCCCUGCACUCAUUGGGCGCAAACGGUUUUGUAUUUAGAUCAUGAAAUCAUUGCUAAAAAAGGUGAUACGCUGACGGGAACUCUUCAAAUGAAACCCAACGCGCGCAUCAAGCGAGACAUUGACUUGGCUAUAGAAAUCAAUUUCAAGGGUGAAAUUACCGAAGUUGACGAAGUGAACACCUACCACAUGCGUCACAUCUAAACGUUAAUUCCAUCCAGCCUACAAAAAUCUGGAAAAAAAACCAUUUUAUAUAUUAACUUAUCCUUUUUUGUAGCUCAACGAAAUGACAUCAAUAUCAGGUUAAACUCUUGGGCUAAAUUUAAAUGCCAGAUGCAAUUCUUGUUUGUUGUUAAAACACAGUAUCAAGUUUAGUUUUAACUUUUCAUAUGUUUAUAUGUUCCUCAAUUAAAGCGUAAUACUGA
Molecule: messenger RNA, 1388 nt
Organism: Drosophila obscura
Lineage: Eukaryota; Metazoa; Arthropoda; Insecta; Diptera; Drosophilidae
Product: protein arginine N-methyltransferase 1-like
Exons: 4
Coding region: 67-1167 (366 amino acids)
Biological process (GO): peptidyl-arginine methylation
Cellular component (GO): nucleus
Molecular function (GO): protein-arginine N-methyltransferase activity
Source: RefSeq, a predicted model, not a curated record